This is a messenger RNA of Lactuca virosa, 336 nucleotides long. The record is from the annotation of a GenBank genome assembly. NCBI's taxonomy places the organism in Eukaryota, Viridiplantae, Streptophyta, Magnoliopsida, Asterales, Asteraceae.
AUGGGUGUGUACAACUCGAUUUGGAAUGCCGACGACUGGGCGACACAAGGUGGCCGUGUUAAAAUCGAUUGGACCCAUGCUUCGUUUGUUGUGUCCUACCGGUCGUUUGAGAUCAACGGAUCAACAACAGCAAGGAUCGGCAUUUCUCGUACAAGAAAAAUCCCAUUUCCUUUUCCAUUGAAACACACCCACCCACGACUACAUUCAUCAUCAUUUCCUUCUUCUUCCUCUGACGUGAUCGGCAUUUUCAUUUCCCUCAUUCAACCCGUAAAUAUGAUGAGGAUAAAAUGGGAUGAGAAAGAAGCUGAAACUUUCAUAACUAUGGCAGAAUCUUGA